Messenger RNA from Cokeromyces recurvatus, 1785 nucleotides. RefSeq lists its product as uncharacterized. Gene Ontology annotation, molecular function: protein binding. The record is from RefSeq and is a predicted model, not a curated record. The transcript has a single exon. Lineage: Eukaryota; Fungi; Mucoromycota; Mucoromycetes; Mucorales; Mucoraceae. The coding region runs from base 68 to 1699 and encodes 543 amino acids.
UUUUUUUUAUUAUCAUUAUCAUUAUUAUUCCUUAUUUCUUUUCCUUUCUUUUUUCUUUCUAAUAACCAUGACCUAUUUAAGCGGUGGAAAAACAAUUGAUGGAGUAAAAGUUGGUUCACCUAUAGUUAAUAAUCAAUCUAUUGAAGACGAUAUAUCGUAUACAUAUCUACCAGAUUCAACAACGUAUCCAUCUUUACCUAUUAAUGUUAAUCAGAUUGCUAUCAACUUUAGAAGACUUGGAAUUUCAACAGAAGACCUUGAUGAUCGUCUUUUAUCUCUUUAUUCAAAUACGAAAUUAAAUCGACCAGUUUCUAUUACCUUAGAUGCUUCACGUAAUCAAUUAACUAAUAUACCGGAUAGCAUUAGCCGUUUUAAAAGAUUAACACAACUUAACUUAUCCUGUAAUCAAAUUACAAUCAUAUCACCCAUCAUCUAUCUUCACUUACGUCAAUUAAAGCAACUCCAUUUAUCUGAAAAUAAGAUUGAAAUAAUACCUGAUGAGAUGCCAUUUUAUUUGACCCAACUGGAAGUAUUAAAGCUGGAUAACAACUGUAUAAAGACAUUACCAGAAAGUAUUGGUGAAUGGAAAAAGAUGCGAGAAUUUCAAUUGGGAUCAGAAUAUGGUGGAAAUUUAAUUAAAUAUUUACCAGACUCUAUUUCUCAUAUGCAUUCCCUAAUAGAAUUAGAUGUCUCGUUUAAUAACCUAAACAGCUUGCUCCCUACUACAUUUAAUGAAUUAAAACAAUUACGCCAUCUAAAUUUAUCAUAUAAUCGUAUUCAGAGUUUGCCAGAUACUAGUACCAUUUUUUCGAGAUGCAAUGAAUUAAUAAUGCUAGAUUUGUCUCAUAAUCAAUUAUCUAUUUUGCCUUUACGUAUUGUAGAUGAACUUGUAAGGCUUACAAAAGAUAAUCAUCUUCGACUUAUUAAUCUAAGCUAUAACUAUUUUGAUUUGCUGCCCAAUGUAUUGCUUGCUCAAACAGAAUUACAAGUUAUUAUUAAAGGGAACCCUUUUGGUGCUUAUUAUGAAAUAGCUUCUCAUUUACUUCAUCAUUCAACUGACAAAAAUAGACAAAGAUUAUUGCCUAGUACAUCUACUUUAUCAAAUCAUUUCGAUAGCUUGUCAGCAAGACUUUAUACAAAUGAAUAUUUAAUAGAGAGGUUAUUCAGUAAAGACAAAGAAGAUGUAACAUUAAUAAAAAAGAAUCAAAAUACUUCUGCAACUACAUUAUCCUUUAUUCCUUCCUUACGUGAAAUUGCAAUCCGAAAUUUACUAAAAGAAAUCGAAAGAGACAAUAGCAUUGAUUCCAUUAGUUAUAAAAUACCAGAUCAUAUUAAUAGUGAUAUACACGGUAUACGUCACUACUGCUAUCAUUGUAAACAGCCAUUUGUUUACGAAUGGAUAAACGAGAUUUUACUUAAAAGCUACCGUAGUAAUCCUUCAGUUCCUCAGCAAAUUGCACUUUGCAGUAUACCAUGUUGGAACAGCUAUCAAUAUUUUGUAGAGCAUCAAGUCUUAACAUCAGAAAAUCAUAUUAUAUCAUCAAGGCAAGAUAUUCAUCAUAAUGAGGCUUUAGAAUUUAUUAUUCAGCAUGGAGGUGUUUUAGAGCCCAGUUCCUUUGCUUGGGUUGAAGCAGCAGCUAGAGCAGCUCAACAACAAGCGCAAGAUUUAGAGUACUUCAUUAACAUGCCGCCUUCAUAAUAUAUAUUUAUGUAUAUAAUCAAUGUAUAUCUUUUUUUUAACAAUAAUAAACUUUGUUUAUAUACAAAAUAAUUACAAUAUGUAUU